Ochotona curzoniae (black-lipped pika) is the source of this 2382-nucleotide messenger RNA. RefSeq names its product ADP ribosylation factor GTPase activating protein 3 (gene ARFGAP3). The coding region runs from base 85 to 1629 and encodes 514 amino acids. Gene Ontology annotation, biological process: COPI coating of Golgi vesicle. The transcript is spliced from 16 exons. NCBI's taxonomy places the organism in Eukaryota, Metazoa, Chordata, Mammalia, Lagomorpha, Ochotonidae. Gene Ontology annotation, molecular function: GTPase activator activity. The record is from RefSeq and is a predicted model, not a curated record.
CCCUCGGCCUCCCGGAGGCGGCAACCGCUGCUGCUCGGCGCUUCCCGGUUGGCGGCGCCGGCUGCACCUCACUCUCUGGAGACCAUGGGGGACCCCAGCAAGCAGGACAUCCUGACCAUCUUCAAGCGCCUCCGCUCGGUGCCCACGAACAAGGUGUGCUUUGACUGUGGUGCCAAGAACCCCAGCUGGGCCAGCAUCACCUAUGGCGUGUUCCUGUGUAUUGACUGCUCGGGCUCACACCGCUCGCUGGGCGUCCACCUGAGCUUCAUCCGGUCCACAGAGCUGGAUUCCAACUGGUCCUGGUUCCAGCUGCGCUGCAUGCAGGUCGGAGGAAACGCCAAUGCUUCUUCAUUUUUCCAUCAACACGGCUGCACCACCAGUGACACCAACUCCAAGUACAGCAGCCGCGCUGCGCAGCUCUACAGGGAGCGAGUCAAGUCGCUGGCCACCCAAGCCACGCGGAAGCACGGCACCGACCUGUGGCUCGAUAGCUGUGUGGUCCCGCCCGCGUCCCCACCACCGAAGGAGGAAGACUUCUUUGCAGCUCACGUGCCUGCCGAGCUCGCCAGCACAGCCUGGGCAUCUGUGCAGCCGGAGUUGCCUCCUUCCACAGCAAAGGCCGUGGUGACAAUGCCAGAAAGCAGUGAAGGUGGACCAGAAGUGGGGCCAAGCGUGGAAGGCCUCAAUGCCCCUGUGAGGGCCGCCUCGGAGGUCUCGUCUCUUAUAAAGAAGAAACCCAAUCAAGCUAAGAAAGGACUUGGAGCCAAAAAAGGAGGCCUGGGGGCCCAGAAACUGGCGCACACGAGCUUUGAUGACAUCGAGAAACAGGCUCAGGCUGCAGACAAGAGGAAGGCGCAGGAAGAGCUGGCCAGGGCGGCCCCCAAGGAGGAGUCCAUUGUCUCCUCGUUGCGACUAGCCUACAAGGACCUUGAAAUUCAGACGAAGAAAGACGAGAAGAUGAACCUGAGUGGCCAAAAGAAAGCCGAGGCCGAGAGGCUGGGCAUGGGCUUUGGAAGCUGCAGAAGCGGCAUCUCACACUCGGUGACGUCAGACAUGCAGACCAUAGAGCAGGAGUCGCCGGUGCUGGCCAAGCCGAGGAAGAAGGACACUGAGGACAGUGAUGAGUCCUACUUCGCCUCCAGCUCCAGGUACCUGGACGACCCACUGGAGCUGAGGGGCAGUUCCUUCCCCAGCUGGGGCGACAGCGCAGACUCCUGGAGGAAGGAGAGCAGCAGAGACGUGGGAACGGUGCUGAAGGGCACGGGCUACGCAGACAGGCCCACCACCCGCCGCAAGCCCGAGCCCGAGGACCACACCGACGAGGCCCAGAAGAAGUUCGGCAACGUGAAGGCCAUCUCUUCAGACAUGUACUUUGGCAGACAAGCCCAGGCUGACUACGAGACCAGGGCCCGGCUGGAGAGGCUGUCAGCCAGCUCGGCCAUCAGCUCUGCGGACCUGUUUGAGGAGCAAAGGAAGCAGACAGCAGCAGGGACCUACAACCUGUCCAGCGUGCUGCCCAGUGCCCCCGACAUGGCGCAGUUCAAGCAGGGCGUGAGGUCCGUGGCUGGGAAGCUGUCUGUCUUUGCCAAUGGAGUCAUGACAUCCAUUCAGGAUCGCUAUGGCUCCUAAUGCGGGAGGCUCCCACGCUCCAGGACCAGCUCCUCCCGUGCUCCCAGGACCAGCUCCUCCCGUGCUCCGGGACCAGCUCCUCCUCCGGUGAACCAGCCAUGCCCCAGCUGCCAGGAAGCCGUCGGCUUCGCGGUCUGUUUCACUGCCUCUCCCCGUGCUCUCAGUUUUCACUCUUUGGAGAAAUCCCCCUUGUUGACGUAGUAGCAGCUUUAGCAACUUUUUUCUAAUGCGGUUCGGUGUUCCUUCCUGCCCACCCAAGCAGGUGCCUUAUUUCCUGGGACCCUGUAAUGGCACAGCUGAACCUGCGACCGUCAGCUCCUCCCACUCCUACCCCCAUAGGGAAGGUGGGGCCUGGAACCCAGCAGUGCAGGGGGUGAGGGGGGUGGUUGGGAGAUUGAAAACGGCAAAGCAUAAAACAGCACACACAUUUAAUUGAAAACAAAGAAUGAAGCAUGACAGAGCUCAGCGGGGCGAGACGGGAGGCGGGCGGCGGAUGGGGCAACCAGCCCCACGGGGAGUGGCUUCGUGCCUAUUUUUUCUCGCAAUCUUGGUUUUCAAAAAAUUAAAGGAUGUGUGUAAAUGAGUAGAGGGACCUCGCUGUGUUUUAGACAGCACUGGAACAUACUGUCCGGCCCAGCGAAACACAUGACAAACCUGAUGAACCCCAAGUGUGACUUCAGAUGAAUAUUUUGUGACUUUCUUAAGAACUCCAAUUUGUAGACUUCUCAGUACAAUAAACAUUUGCCACAACCA